Messenger RNA from Geodia barretti, 1796 nucleotides. The record is from the annotation of a GenBank genome assembly. Lineage: Eukaryota; Metazoa; Porifera; Demospongiae; Tetractinellida; Geodiidae.
UGUGGCAACAAACUACGUAGUUUAACACUUGUAUAGUGCUACACUAGAUAAUGAUGCAAUGCUUGUAUCUUUCAUAAUGUUACAAACAUAUGUUAUAAACACUUCGUAUUCGCUAUGAUGGUCUCUAUAAUAUCAACACAGAGUGGAAGCACAGCCUUGUUCUGUGCAGCAUGGAAAGGUCACUCAGAGGUGGUGAAACUACUGCUAGGAGCUGGGGCCAGAGACAUUCCUAAUAAGUCACGGAUACCUUCCAGCUACAAGUUUGAUAGCAAACAUCCAGGAAUACGAUUCUUUGGGGAUCCAUGGAAGCAGUCAGUGACAUCAGCUGGUGCACACAUCAGCUGGAAAGAGGAGAUAGGAGUGGAGUUUAAUAUCCCUCCCGGGGCAGUCCCCGAGGGCAGAGAGCUGGAUCUGAGUGUCUGGCCAUGUUUUGAUGGUCCAUUUCUUUUACCUGAUGGCUAUGAGCUAGCCAGCCCUGUCUUCCUCAUAUCUCCCACGUUUGAAUUCUCUCAAGAAAUAACUCUGACACUGUGGCACUUCUCUAACCUAGAAACUGUGGAGGACAGUGAGAGAAUGGUCUUCCUCUCUGCACCUUUCACUCCUCACACAAAACGGGCUGGCAAAAAGCCAGCAUAUGAGUUCAGAGUCCUUGAAAAAGGGGUUUUUGAGCCUCGCCAGGAUUAUGGCCAAAUUUCACUGACUCACUUCUGUUAUGUUGGUGUUGGUCGCAAGCGCAAGAAGCACUCGUCUCCUUCAGACAGUCCUCUUAGUAAAAAACCAAGGGAUGAAACAGAUGAAAACAGAUAUGUUUACCAAGUGUAUCGAGAGAUGCAGUUUGGAGAUAGAGCUAUUUUCUCGGCAUUCCUUGACCAGAAACUGUAUUUUACUGAACUUGAAGAAAAUAUUAAGAAAUAUUCCACCCAACUUUGGUCAACAACGUCUUCCGUCCCAAUCAGCAUUGAAGGGGACAGGGUAAAAUUGCAGUGGCCAUCCAAUACUGGCUGGGUGAUUACUCCCGAUAGAGAGCCAUGUGAAUUAACAAAAGAAAUGGUGGAUUCCCAUCAGAGGCAUCCUUAUCCCCAAAUGAUUAGUCUGGAAGUUGAGAAAGAUCAUACAUCAAGUACCAUCUCUCCUAUUCCAGUGGAGAUACUUGGGAUCCGGGGGAAGGGAAAACGGUUCAUAUUAAAGCCAAAACUACGGCAAACUGGCCUUAACCUACAGAGCUCCUUAUCCAGUCCGUCCCACACUCUCCAGUCUUCACAGAUGGUUUCUUACUCGUCCUCUCGUGAGCAAGCAGACACUGCUGGAGCAGGUGUGGAGCAAGCAAGACAGGGGCCGAGUCAUCCAAACCUGAGAGAUCUGCUCAACAACAUUCAUACCACCGAAUGGUAUAAGUUUGGGUUGCAACUGACAAGCAAUAUUGCAGAGCUGAACACAAUCAAGACCGAUAACAAAGGAGAUGCAAAAACUGCCCUGCAAGAAACACUUAAUCUUGUUCUUAGAGAAGAUCCAGAUCUGUCAUGGCAGAAAGUCGUAGAAGCAUUGCAAACUAUUGGUGAAGUAGCAAUGGCUCGAACAAUAAACAAAGAAUUUUGUUAAAAAUAUUUCCUCACUUAUAAUUAUUAUUCAUGUUUUAAUUUUAUCUGAUUUGCAAGCAUGGACAGCAACUGACAACCCAAACCUAUCAACUACAACAUCCACAGUCUUCAGGAUGUCUGGAAAUGUGAACAUCUAUAUAAGCUAUAAAACCAGUCUAAUUGUAAAGUGUGGGUUUAAAAUAAUAUGCAAACUUAACG